AUGGGUGUCGAACCUCCAUUCAUCUACGACCGUCCCUCGGCCUAUACCUUUGGUAGUCCCACCUCUCGUGGGUUCGAUCCCAAAGCUGCAACUCGUUCAUCAUGGCAGCCGCCUCUACAGAAGCCAAAGCAAGAAGGGCCACUGAUUGAAUUUAAUAAACACCCAGACUCGUACCUCGCCGUUCCUUAUGGCAACCUCAAUGUCAAACCAAUGCAUCCUCGAACCAAGCUCCGAGUCGAUCGAGCCCGACUGCUCCAACUCUUCCUACGAGUCUGCUCUUUGAUCGGAGCCUUGGGAGCUCUUUUCUGCGUCAUCGCUAUCAACAAGACCGCCACCAGUGUUGGAUGGAUCAUUCGUGCUGCACCAGCUGUUGCUAUCUGCCACACCAUCUACGGCAUUCACCACCUCUGUCGAGCCGCCACCGGUCGAACUCCCGCCUCGACUGCGAGCUAUAUGAUUUUUGCCGCCAUCGUUGACACUGGUCUGAUACCAUUCUUCGUAUUUUCUGCCUGGUUGGCCAAUGCGGACUACACAAGAAAUGAAUAUGGAUGGAGCACAUUGUUUAACAACUCCGACCUCUCCUACAAGAUCAUAUUUGCCUUCUUCAUUGUGUCAUGUGUACAAGGAGGCCUCUUCGUUGUCUCUUUGAUCCUGGACAUCUUCUUGGCUGCCAAGUUCAAGCAAAUUGCCAGGAUGCCACCGGACAUGAAUCCCCUCGAACCAAAUUUGACCUCCAGACACAAGCGAAAUAAAUCGGAGGGAAUCACAGAGAAGAAUAUGAAUGCAUCUGCUCUAGCCGCAAAACGAGAGUCGAACAAAUCGGGCUUCAAACGCGUCCCAUUCAUUCACACUCGAACCGAUUCCGCAGACAGCGUCACUCUAUACGGAAAUGAAAGCGCUCGAAACUCGAGGGCUGAGUUUCGUAAGGAACUCAGUGAGAAUGAGAAGGACCCGUGGCGAUUUUCGGGCUCGACUGUUUCACCUUCACGACCAACAUCUGCUGUCAGUCCAUCUCCAAACGCUCGCGGUGUUGGUGCCGGCCUUGAUUAUCGUCCCGAACGUGCUUCUUCCCCUCUCAAGGAAAAGACUUCCAGACCGUCAUCUUGGCUCUCAUACUUAGAUUAUGAAGGCGUCCCUACCGAUAUGAGUCAAGACGCCACGGCUCACCUCGACAGCGAAGUUCGUCCCAUUUCUCCUGUUUCAGCCAUUUCGGGACGUGAUCCAUCCAUUGAUCGACGCAACCAAGAGAGGGAGAAUUGGUAUGAAGGAGGUGCCAGAAACAGCCAGAUGUAUUUGCCUUCGAACAACACCAGUAGAUCCCAUCUCGAUCAGCACUUGGCAGUACCGACUGUCGAGACCACUCCCAAGAAACGAAGCAGAGAGCCACUGGCCAUGAACCCUCCCACCCCGACUCUUGGACAAUUCACCGAUGAAAAUUCCCAUGCCACCCCACACCGAGAGGGAAGAUACUCUUUUGAACAAGAUGGAGAAGUGCUCAAUGAUACCACUGGAAACGCUCGAGGACGACCGACAGGCAACUCCAGACCAUCAAGCUUCGUAGGUAGUGGUGGAAAAGCACGUUUCUAUGGUGAUCUUCGAUCGUCCAUUGGGUCAGUCAGCUUUCCAUUUGGAGAUAAGAAGGAGCCCGAGCUCAACGUGCACGAGGUGGAUCCAUAUGAGCGGACCAAGACGAUGCAGACUGAAAGUGACUACAGUGCCAAUUUUGAGGUGUAUGAGUCGGACAGUGACGACGAAGGACAGCUCCGGGCCAACAUAGUGGAUGUCAAGUCUACGUUUGUGCCACCCUAUAGCAGCCCCUACGGUGUCCGACAGAGCUCCAAUUCAACUGGUGCCGAUCUCAAUGCAGGAUAUGCAGGUCUCGGGGUCGAGUUUGGCCAGGGCAUGGGCAGAAGACGAGAUGUCAGUGGUAAGGUUGCGGAGGAAGGUCGUGCUGGCAGUGAAUCCCCAACCCGAAAUGGCGAGGCUGGCUGGAAGCGAUUCAAAGGAUUGUGA
Molecule: messenger RNA, 2013 nt
Organism: Exophiala bonariae
Lineage: Eukaryota; Fungi; Ascomycota; Eurotiomycetes; Chaetothyriales; Herpotrichiellaceae
Exons: 2
Coding region: 1-2013 (670 amino acids)
Source: RefSeq, a predicted model, not a curated record